Messenger RNA from Solanum dulcamara, 1025 nucleotides. Its product is annotated as caffeoyl-CoA O-methyltransferase-like. The record is from RefSeq and is a predicted model, not a curated record. The transcript has 5 exons. NCBI's taxonomy places the organism in Eukaryota, Viridiplantae, Streptophyta, Magnoliopsida, Solanales, Solanaceae. The coding region runs from base 65 to 793 and encodes 242 amino acids. Gene Ontology annotation, molecular function: S-adenosylmethionine-dependent methyltransferase activity; O-methyltransferase activity.
CUUAAGACUUUUAUCUAUUUCAGAAACAAAAAGAUAGUUAAAAAAUAUCCACAAGCAACUAGCAAUGGCAAGCAAUGGAGAAAAUGGAAGACAUCAAGAAGUUGGACACAAGAGUCUCUUGCAAAGUGAUGCUCUUUAUCAGUACAUUCUUGAAACAAGUGUGUACCCAAGAGAGCCUGAAGCCAUGAAAGAGCUAAGAGAGAUUACUGCAAAACACCCUUGGAACCUUAUGACCACCUCUGCUGAUGAAGGGCAAUUCUUGAAUAUGCUUCUCAAACUCAUCAAUGCCAAGAAUACCAUGGAGAUUGGUGUUUUUACUGGUUACUCUCUUCUUGCUACUGCCAUGGCUCUUCCCGAUGAUGGCAAGAUUCUAGCCAUGGAUAUCAACCGUGAUAACUAUGAGAUUGGUCUUCCAGUAAUUGAAAAAGCCGGUCUAGCUCACAAAGUUGAAUUCAGAGAAGGCCCUGCACUUCCUGUUCUUGACCAAAUGAUUGAAGACGGCAAAUAUCAUGGAUCAUAUGAUUUCAUAUUUGUUGACGCUGACAAGGACAAUUACUUGAAUUAUCACAAGAGAUUAAUCGACUUGGUCAGGAUUGGUGGAGUAAUUGGAUAUGACAACACCCUGUGGAACGGAUCAGUAGUUGCACCACCUGAUGCACCGUUAAGGAAAUAUGUUAGGUAUUAUAGGGAUUUCGUAUUGGAACUAAACAGAGCCUUGGCUGCUGAUACCAGAAUAGAAAUCUGCCAGCUUCCUGUUGGUGAUGGCAUCACCCUUUGCCGUCGCAUCAGUUAAAAUAUUCAUAUAGUACUAUUGGUGGCACCCAAAAAUGAAAGGGCACGCUACAGGGCUCAUGAGUUAUGACAAUGGAGGAUUUUUCAUUUUGAAAUCCCCUGUUUUACUCAUUCGUUUAUUUUUAUCUUUUUUUCUUCUUGUUUUGUAUUCUUGCGAAGGUUGCAUUGGCUAUAUUACCUAAUGCUUAUUUUACAAUGUAAUUUGAUAAAUAAAAAAGAAAUUCAAGUGCGAA